This is a messenger RNA of Temnothorax curvispinosus, 3459 nucleotides long. It is a transcript of the gene Rh50, whose product is annotated as ammonium transporter Rh type A. The coding region runs from base 466 to 1947 and encodes 493 amino acids. The record is from RefSeq and is a predicted model, not a curated record. NCBI's taxonomy places the organism in Eukaryota, Metazoa, Arthropoda, Insecta, Hymenoptera, Formicidae. The transcript has 13 exons. Gene Ontology annotation, cellular component: plasma membrane. Gene Ontology annotation, molecular function: ammonium channel activity. Gene Ontology annotation, biological process: ammonium transmembrane transport; ammonium homeostasis.
GAGUAUCGUUUUGCUUGUCCUCGUGGUCAGACGUUUCGUGAUUCCAUUGGCGAAAUCAUAUUAUUUCUCGCCGAUACCAGCUCGACCUCCAAAAUUUUGUCUGAUAUUUGCGAUGCAAAGACGAUUUAAAAAGAUAGACAGUUUAAUAUAAAAUCUGUGAAUAUAAAGAAAAUUUUAUCCAUCCAACAUUCUCAUCAUUUCUGUUUCAAAGAAGUUACACAAAAUAAAGCUUAGGGUUCAUAUAAACAGCCGUGAUGAUCACAGAGCGACCCUCAGUAUGGGUAUUUAAACGAGGCUUAAACGAGACAGAACGUUUUGCGACAUCGUGCGACGAGCGACGUUUCCCACGUCGACGAUCCACUAAGAGUGAAAACGUGAUCUGAAAUUGGUGAAUCUGUGAGGCAGAAAAUCUUCAGUGUGAGAGGCGUAACUGACAAUUUGAUUAAACUGAAUUAUUGAAACACAAUGGGAAAGAUAAUGUUUUCAUCGGUCACUGGAAAGCAGCAAGUACUGAUGCUGUUUCUACUCGAAAUUAUCCUAAUCGCGAUAAUAGGGACAACGAUGACGUACGGUCCAGAGGCGAAUGCUAAUUUGCUAAAAAAUCACACUGGCACCAACAAAUCCGGACAAACCAAGAAACCGGAUGACGAUCCAUUACGAAUUUAUCCAAUGUAUCAAGAUGUCCACGUGAUGAUUUGGAUCGGUUUUGGCUUUCUGAUGACGUUCCUCAAGAGGUACAGCCAGAGCGCUGUUGGCUUGACCUUCCUCAUAGGCGCGAUUCUCGUCCAGGUGGCUUUAAUCUGCGACGGCAUGUUGCACUUGAAAUUAGGCAGCCCGGCCCCUCUUUCAUUAGGAAGUUUGCUUAGCGCCGAUGUUGCUGUUGCUACACCGCUUAUCUCCAUGGGAGCAAUUUUAGGUAAAGUGACCUAUAUGCAACUGGUGUUAAUGGGGAUAGUGGAAUUAAUCAUGUUCACCGCUAAUAAGUAUGUGGGCGAGCAUCUGUUCAUGGUUGUUGACGCUGGUGAUAGUAUGUUUGUUCAUGUGUUUGGUGCAUAUUUUGGAUUGGCAAUUAGUUUUGUACUCGGAAUGAAGGAUAAACCGGAGGAGCAUGAUCUGGAGGGAUCGUCUUAUCAGUCAGACGUUUUCGCCAUGAUUGGUACGGUGUUCUUAUGGCUAUUUUGGCCGUCAUUCAAUAGUGCUGCGUUGACAGGAGAUGAUCAACAGCGUGCUAUAAUCAAUACUCUGCUAUCAAUAUCCGCGAGCUGCGUGAUCACGUUCGCCGUGUCGGCAUUGGUUUCCAAGGACAAAUUCAACAUGGUGCACGUACAAAACUCAACCCUAGCUGGAGGCGUAGCUAUUGGCACAGCUGCAGGUAUGAUGUGUCAACCAGUGGGUGCUUUGGCCAUUGGCGCUAUAUCUGGUAUGAUUAGUGUGCUGGGAUACAAAUAUCUUACGCCAAUUAUACAAAAACGUUUUCAUAUCCAUGACACUUGUGGGGUACAUAAUUUACACGGAAUGCCGGGUGUACUGGCUGCAUUUUUCGGGGCUCUUAUGGCAGGCUUGGCCACGGAAGCCUCUUAUAGUUACGCCCUGUAUGAAAUCUUUCCUGCACGAGCGCCAAGCUCAGAGGCAGAAAUUGGCAAGAUGCGCAAUUAUGGAAUAUCACCGGGACUCAAUAGGACGGCGUAUCAGCAAGCGGGAUAUCAAUUACUGGCUUUGGCGGUCACCCUUGCGAUCUCCAUUGUUUCUGGAUUAAUAACAGGUAUACUUUUACGCACAAUGAUAUGCGGACGGGUCACCGAGCAACAGAAAUUCGAUGAUGUGGUUGUCUGGGAAUUGAAAAGUGAAUUUCAGCACGAGAUCGGAACAAAUAGAAUUGAUAACACACGUUUCAACAAUCAUAUAGCCAUGGGCAACAUUCAACAUGUGGAUAUAAGCAAUAUAUAAUGAAAUAACAUUGUUUGAAAUCAACGUGUAAAUAGAGAGAGAGAUUGUAUAAGUGCGGCAGCCAAGCGUUCGUAUUGUGGUAGGUCGACACACGCGGAUAUGUGUGCGCGAAGUAGGACCGCGUAGUAACCCAGGCGCUCGAGAACGGUCGAGCGCGGUCUUCCCGCGCGCUUGCGUAAGGAUAUCGGGAGGGGCGUGCAGCCCGGGCGAGCGAGCCAUUCGUUACCUAGAUCGCGAGCACGAAGCAUCGUGCACUGUUGCUAAGUUAGCUAUAAAAUUGCGUCAUCUUUUGAGUAUCGAGUCAUUACGUCGUGAAUUGCCUAUAAGUGUUUCGUGAUAUAUUAUUUACUUCAAAUAUCUGACUCAACGAGAGAUACGAUCGUCACCGAGAGGAAUCCAGGGAUAUCCGUACCGGCGAGCCAUGUCGGCACGUGGAAAGAAGGAAGGCCGCCAGUUGCUGCAACGUUCGAGAGAGCCUUUUCGACAGGAAUCACGAGCCCUUGCGAAAUCAUGAAUAUACGAAAGAGAUAAGGAUUGAGCCUUUUAUAUAUAUAUAUUCAUUGUGUGAACAUCUGAGGGGAUGUUAUCGUCUAUGAAAGGUAACCUGUUUAACUAUACUUUAGUGGAAACGUUAGACUUUCGUCUAUCGUUACAGAAAGGGAACGUUAGACCUUCGUCUACCGUUGCGAGAGAGAUAAUCAAUCCUCUCAGAGAUCACGAGAGCAAUUGAGAGGAAAACUUCCUCACUUUUUUGAACAGGACAAUAGAGGUUAUCUCGAGUCUUAUUAGUAUACUGAGCUCAGUCUAAAGUAAAAUCAUUAAUGUGCGGUUGCAACCAUUUUCGUGAUAAGUAAAAAGAAAGACGUUAUUUCUUAUUUGUGCGAUUGUUCCUUUAUCAUUAAUCAGACAAUUUUCUUAUAGUUUGUUAUGUUACUUUGCGAACAUUCUUUACAUUCACGUGUAAUAAUUAUUCAAUGAAACUGCGUUCCUUGCGAAACAUAUAAAUCGUCUCGUGCGUUAUUAUCGAACUACUGAUUAUUCAUUUCAGUGCGUUUCUAUAAGAAUUGUUUCUCCUUGAUUUAAUAAUUGUUCUACUAAAUAUUUUGCGAAUUAUUUCUCAUGGAUUUGAUAAUGAUAAUUAUUCUACUAAGUAUUUUGCGAAUUCUGACUGAUCAAAUCUUCCGUUUAUGCUAAUAUGAAUUAAUGUGUCGAUCCAAACCAUAAGGCCUAUGAAUGUUAUAUAUUGAGAAAUUCUUAUACUUUAUCUUUUUUGUAUUGAAUACAUGAUUUUGCUGAAAGAGAAUUAUUUGUUCUAGGACCAAUUUUGAUAUAUGGUAAAUUGUAAAAGGCCAAUGAAAGUAAUUGAUAUUCAGAACUCAAAGAUUGAUACAUUUAUUCAAUAACUAUUUCAAUUAUGUUUGAACUGAACUUAUAUUCUGAUUGAUUUGCUUUAUUUGUUAAACAGUCCUCUCCUGAAAUUACAUGCUCCUUUUUAUUUUGACUACGUCAAUA